Molecule: messenger RNA, 4089 nt
Organism: Trichomycterus rosablanca
Lineage: Eukaryota; Metazoa; Chordata; Actinopteri; Siluriformes; Trichomycteridae
Gene: hephl1a
Product: hephaestin-like 1a
Exons: 20
Coding region: 152-3418 (1088 amino acids)
Molecular function (GO): copper ion binding; ferroxidase activity
Source: RefSeq, a predicted model, not a curated record
UUGCCUUUAGGAUAAACACUGAGUCACGCAGGGAGAUAAAAAUUCACUUUCAGUUUCAUAUCAGGACUACUGGACUGCGGUGUGUUGUUAUUGAGGACGUUUAACACCCAGUGUGUGUUUUUACUCUGAAUAAUCUGUAUAUUUUACAGUGAUGAUGGGACUCUGUAAUGUGUGUGCUCUGUACACAGUGUGUUUAUUACUGCUGAAUUUAACUGGUCUGGUUUAUUGCACCACUCGCACUUAUUACAUUGGGAUUCAGGAGGUGAACUGGAACUACGCACCAAACGGAACGAGUUCAGUCUAUGAGCUCGAUUUCACAAACAAGCUUGCUUCAGGACCAGGGUGUAUCGGCAGAGUGUAUAAGAAAGCCGUAUAUAAACAGUACACAGACCAGAGUUUCUCCACUGAGGUUCCUAAACAUGAGUGGCUCGGGUUUCUGGGACCGGUGAUUCGUGCAGAAGUGGACGAUGUCAUUGUGGUUCACCUGAAGAACUUUGCGUCUCGACAGUAUUCACUUCAUCCACAUGGAGUCUUCUAUGAGAAGGACUCAGAAGGGGCGCUGUAUCCGGAUGGCACAUCUGGUAAGGAAAAGAAGGACGACGCUGUACAGCCGAAUGAAACUUACAUCUACAGGUGGAACGUAACACCAGAAUUCGCUCCCACCGACUCUGAUUCCUCCUGUCAGACCUGGAUCUAUCACUCUCACGUCGAUGCCCCGCACGACAUUGCAUCAGGACUGAUCGGAGCUCUGCUCACCUGCAAAAAAGGAACUCUGGACAGCUCUGGAGUGCGGCGCUCUGAUGUGGAUCGUGAUUUUUUCUUGAUGUUUAGCGUGGUGGAUGAAAACCUUAGUUGGUAUUUGGAUGAUAACAUCAAGCGUUUCUGCCCUAAAGCUGACAAACUAGAUGAAGAUUUUCAACAGAGCAAUCUGCUGCACGCUAUAAAUGGCUUCAUCCACGGGAACUUGCCGCUUUUGGAGUUGUGUGUCGGAAAAACUACGGCGUGGAACUUGUUCAGUGUCGGAAAUGAAGUGGACAUUCAUUCGGUUUAUUUCCAUGGCCACACCCUUCUGGAUCGCGGGCACCGUACCGACGUGCUCAGCGUGUUUCCUGCCACUUCCGUCACUGCAACAAUGGUUCCCAGGACACUAGGGAGGUGGUUGUUAGGCUGCCAGGUCAACGAUCACAUUUACGGUAUGCUGGGUUUCUAUCAGGUCUCUAAGUGCAACGCUGAAGCCGCACCCACAGAGCCCCCUGUCCAUGUGAGACGUUACUACAUCGCCGCAGAGGAGAUGCUUUGGGAUUACGCUCCAGGAGGAAUGAACCUCUUCACCAAUCAUCCGCUAAAUGAAAGCGAGAGCGACUCUGAGGAAUUCUUCAGUAUAAAGGAUGGAAAGCUGGGAGGGAAGUACACAAAGGUGCGUUACGUCCAGUACACAGAUGAUACCUUCACCACCCUGGUAGAACAACACGGCUCUGAGGAACACCUCGGCAUUCUGGGUCCGGUCAUCAGAGCAGGAACAGGAGACCUAAUAGAGGUGACGUUUAAGAAUAAAGCCUCGAGGGCGUUCAGCAUGCAGCCUCAUGGGUUAUCGUACGAUAAAGUCUACGAAGGAGCAAAUUAUCGGGACGGAACAAAGAAAAACGGGUCCAGCGUGUUUGCGGGUCAUACCUUUAUUUAUCGGUGGCGGGUAACGGACGGCCCCUCCUCCUCCGACCCCCCCUGUCUGUCCUACCUGUAUUACUCAGCUACUAAUCCCGUUCGCGACACCAACUCCGGUUUAGUGGGACCAAUACAGGUGUGCAAAAAAGGAGUUCUGGAUGAGAGUGGUCGACAGCACACAGGCUCAGAGGUGCAGAAGGAGUUCUUCCUGCUCUUCACAGUGAUGGAUGAGAACGAGAGCUGGUACCUGGAGGAGAACAUCAAAAAAUUCGGGAACGAGAAGUCACACCGUGAGGACCAACGAUUUCAGGAGAGCAACAAGAUGCGCUCGGUGAAUGGGUACAUGUACGGGAACCUCCCGGCGCUGGACCUGUGUGAGGGCGACCACGUCGUGUGGCACAUGCUGGGUUUGGGAAACGAGGUGGACAUUCACGGUGUUUAUUUCCAAGGCAACACGUUUCAGAGGGACGGCACCAGACAGGACACGCUCAAUCUGUUCCCUCACACCAGCGUCACCGUCUGCAUGGAGCCGGAUAAUGACGGUACUUUUGAGUUGAGCUGCCUUACGACCGAUCAUCACCAAGGCGGCAUGCGCCAGUACUACACCGUGAAGAAGUGCAAAGCGGACCAGGACCCUGGAGCAGAUACAACAACCUUUAAACCUGAUGUCGUUUACUACCUGGCUGCAGUAGAGGUGGACUGGAACUACGCCGCGAAUAGGACGUGGGAGCUGGAGAGGCAUCGCUCUACUCUGACUGAAAGCCCUGGAGAUGUGUUUCUCAAUGAAUCAGAGGAUCGGAUCGGUCCCGAGUACAAGAAGGUGGUUUAUCGCGAGUACACGGACAAGACUUUCACCACCGAGAAGCGCAGAGGUUCAGAAGAGGAGCAUUUAUGCAUUUUAGGUCCCAUUAUUAGGGUGCAGGUUGGUGAGAAUGUCCAGGUUGUUUUUAAGAACAAAGCCACUAAGCCGUAUUCCGUCCAUGCUCAUGGAGUGAAGAGCAGCAAAGCUCAGCCGGUUCAGCCAGGUGAGGAAAUGAGUUAUAACUGGACUGUCAGUGCAGGACCUGGACCGUCUGAUCCCAAUUGCAUAACCUACGUCUAUUACUCAUCAGUCAACUACAUCAAGGACUUGGCGAGUGGAUUGGUGGGUCCGUUGGUGGUGUGUCGCAAGGGAACUCUGAACAAAUCCAGGCAGCGAGAGGACGUGAAGCGUGAGUUUGCUCUGCUCUUCAUGGUGUUUGAUGAGAAUGAAUCCUGGUAUCUGGAUGAAAACAUCGAAAGGUACCUUCACAAGGACCCCGUGACCCUCGUUAACGACGAGGAGUUUGUGGAGAGUAACAUGAUGCACGGUAUUAACGGGAGGCUGUACGCUAAUCUGCCCGGGCUGACGAUGAACACGGGCGAUCGGACCGAGUGGUAUUUAAUAGGACUGGGGAACGAAUUCGACAUGCACACCGUUCACUUUCAUGCUAACAGCUUUAUAUACAAGACGGAUCGCUCUCACCGCGCUGACGUCUUCGGCCUGUUUCCUGGAACCUUCAAGACGGUGGAACUAAAAGCAGGAACCCCAGGAACGUGGCUCCUGCACUGCCACGUGUUCGACCACAUCCAUGCCGGCAUGGAAACCACGUUCACCAUCAGUGGAGCUUCAGCUAGUUCUGGAAGAAGCUUCGGAGAUAAAAAUGGCUCCUCAGUUCUGGUUUUUCAUCAAACGCUGGUGUUCAUCACAGCGAUGCUCCUAAACCUCAUGGUCUAGCAGCGAUCAAGCAGCGAGACUCGACUUUCUCCAUUUCUUCAGAACCAGAAUCGAACACUUUAGGUUGCACUGAUGUGAUUUUCUUUCUUUAUGCACUUUGGACGUAAACAUUUAAAGGUGAUGUUUUAUACUUUGAUUCCUCAGUUCAUGAUUCAUAGGUUCACCGUUCAUUCACUUACACACGUCACACGUACGUAUAUGAGUCAACGAGUCUGGAAAGGGUUACAAAGCCAUUUAUAUCCCCUUGGACUCUAUUGAACCACAGUGAGAGCAGUAUUUGCAGAUAUGUCAAACUUUAAACUGUGUUGAAUUCGGUCAGAACGGCAGCCGCCUAUGGAAGCAUGAGAAAACCACUGACCCAAACCCAGUAGAGAUACAGUGGACCCUUGACUUUCGGACUGUUUACCAUAGGAACAUUUUGGGUUACGAGCGAUUAUUUUCAACUUAAUGUACGAAUAAAUUUCGGAUUACGAAUCAAAGUUCGCACGCCAACGAAACACGUGACGUCACGAACAAGUUGACUCCGAUCGUCUCUCUCUCUCUCUAUCUAUCUAUCUAUCUAUAUCUAUCAGUGAGCGAACAUUUGGACAGUGGACGGUGUUUUUCCGGUGUUUUUUUUUUGAUUGACCAUGCAACCUCAUGAGAUCAGGAAGACACGCCGGAGCCGAACA